CUAGAAAAAACACCAAGAUAGCUUUUUCGCGCUCCAACACCUCCUCGAUUUCCUCCUCCUACUCUACGGAAACUGUCAAUUAUCGGCAAUUGACCCCUUUCAUAUUUAAUUACCGGUCCAAUUGGCAAAGACCGCUGCAACAUCCCACACCAUGGCAUCUCGGCUAUCGGUCCGGAUGUUGACACAUGCUGGACGAACAACGUCCACCUGUCUUCCCCGCGCCGCUCGUCUUUCCCCCACUCUCUCGCUGAAUUGCUCCUCGUCGCUUUCUCGUGUAUCGCAAUACGCCCGUCUCCAGUCGAUUACGAACCAAAGAACAUUUGCUUCAUCUGCGAAGAUGGCUUCAAGCACCCGUAUUGAGACCGACGCCUUUGGCGAGAUCGAGGUUGCUGAUGACAAGUACUGGGGCGCGCAGACCCAGCGCUCGUUGGGUAACUUCAAGAUCAACCAGCCUCAAGACCGCAUGCCAGCGCCCGUUGUCAAGGCUUUUGGUAUCCUCAAGGGCGCCGCUGCGACUGUCAACAUGCGAUAUGGACUUGAUCCCAAGGUCGGCGAAGCUAUCCAGCAGGCUGCUGCUGAAGUUGCUUCGGGAAAACUCAUCGACCAUUUCCCUCUAGUCGUUUGGCAAACCGGCUCUGGCACCCAAUCUAACAUGAACGCCAACGAAGUCAUCUCCAAUCGUGCUAUCGAGAUUCUCGGAGGACAAAAGGGCAGCAAGAAACCAGUACACCCCAAUGACCAUGUCAACAUGUCUGCUUCCUCCAACGAUUCAUUCCCCACCGUCAUGCAUAUCGCCGCUGUCAUCGAGACCGAAAGCACCUUGUUGCCAUCAUUGAAGAGCCUGCGCAAUGCUCUCCAAGCCAAGGUUGAGUCGUUCAACCAUAUCAUCAAAAUCGGCCGCACUCAUCUUCAGGACGCUACUCCUCUUACCCUCGGCCAAGAAUUUUCUGGCUACGUCGCCCAACUCGACAGCAAUAUCAAGCGCAUUGAGAAUACCCUCCCUGACCUUCGUCUCCUUGCCCAAGGAGGUACUGCUGUCGGCACUGGUUUGAACACUUUCAAGGGCUUUGAUGAGCAAGUUGCUGCUGAGGUUAGCAAGCUUGCGGGAACCGAGUUCAAGACUGCCCCCAACAAAUUCGAGGUUCUGGCUGCGCAUGAUGCCAUCACCGAAGCCUCUGGAUCAUUGAACACCCUUGCCACUUCUCUUUUCAAGAUUGCCCAAGAUAUUCGCUACCUUGGAUCUGGCCCUCGCUGCGGUCUUGGAGAACUUCGUCUUCCCGAGAACGAGCCUGGCUCGUCCAUCAUGCCCGGAAAGGUCAACCCUACACAGUGUGAAUCUCUCACCAUGGUCUGCGCUCAAGUCAUGGGCAAUCACGUUGCAACCACGAUCUCUGGCAUGAAUGGUCAGUUCGAAUUGAACGUAUUCAAGCCAGUCAUGAUCCGCAACCUUCUCCACAGCAUCCGCAUCCUGUCCGACGGCAUGGCCAGCUUCGAAAAGAACCUUGUCCACGGAUUGGAAGCCGAUGAGAAGCGCAUCGACUCGCUUCUCCACGAAAGUCUUAUGUUGGUUACAUGCCUGAACCCUGUCAUCGGCUACGAUAUGGCCUCCAAGGUUGCCAAGAAUGCCCACAAGAAGGGCAUCACCUUGAAGGAGAGUGCUCUGGAGCUAAAGGCUUUGAGCGAGGAAGACUUCGACAAGCACGUUCGGCCUGAGCUGAUGAUCAGCCCCAAGGAGAAGAAGUAGGGCUUGGUUGUGCCAUAGAUAAUGUCUCGCAGCAUUUGGAUAUGCUAGAUGCCACCAUGUAAAUUUAUAAAUUCAUUGCAUCAUCUGUAUUGUACUUUGUUUCUCCUCCUAAAACCCAUUCAUCGACGACCCAAAGGGCUUAGCCAGAGCAAAAUAGCGGCGGCUGACUGCAUCGGCCAUCGUACUAAGGCCCAACCCCUGGCAGCGUGGCUGAUCCAGAUGCAGCAGCCUACUGGUGUUUUGAGGCUUGCUCUAUUGGCAGCUCUGUUUUCGGCCCGUGUUUAUUUGUUAUCAUUGCUGGUAUCCAAACAGGACUGUUAUUAUCAAUAGCGAGG
This is a messenger RNA of Talaromyces proteolyticus, 2079 nucleotides long. Its product is annotated as putative fumarate hydratase. The transcript has 6 exons. Bases 152 to 1744 code for a protein of 530 amino acids. The record is from RefSeq and is a predicted model, not a curated record. Gene Ontology annotation, biological process: fumarate metabolic process; tricarboxylic acid cycle; malate metabolic process. Gene Ontology annotation, cellular component: mitochondrion; tricarboxylic acid cycle heteromeric enzyme complex. Gene Ontology annotation, molecular function: fumarate hydratase activity. Lineage: Eukaryota; Fungi; Ascomycota; Eurotiomycetes; Eurotiales; Trichocomaceae.